AUGAAACGGUAGGCAGAUAAACAAAGCAGUUGGCGUCAUCGUGAAAAAAGAAAAUAUGAAUGCAUGAAUGUCAGCAGUUUCAUGAAUCAUGUCGUCACUACGAAAACAAAAUUUUAUAUCCUAAAAGAAAAAGAAAAAAGCAUUGUGCAAUCUUCUUUUAAUGUGAAAUGAAGAAACAGACAAAAACAGAGUAACUGAGGGGAAGCGGCACAAACGAAAAUCAGACUGGUGGAUUGAAGCAAUAUGAGACGUUUGGCUCGGCCAUCAAGAAACGUGUUAAUGGAUUUCGGUGCUGGGCGGCCGCUAUUUUGCCUACUUAUUCAAAAUUUUCAGCAUUUCAGACUUGAAAUCAAUCCAGUGGAGCUUGACCCAAAGUUCAUUUGGAGCUCAAAAUACCAUGCACUUAUGGCGGAAGGUGAGGAGGGUCUGGGUGUCCGUCUCCGACAGGCUUAAACCGCAUAAACCCACUGUCAAAGGUGGGAAAGAUGGUGAAACCUGUAGUGGAAAUGGUUUGUUAAAGCUUCAAGAUGAUGUAAAGAUGUGUGGAUAUGAAGACGUACAGGUGAUGUGGGCCUUAUUGAAUUCACCCGAAAUCAAACAAAUAGGUGCCGCAACAACCACGGUGGUGUCUAGCGGCAAACAAUGGCCAUCUUCUUGGACGGCUAUCUCUUGGCAUAACCAAGGAAAUACUGCCUCAUCAUCUUCAUUUUGUUGGGUUAAAUCCGGUAUAGAUAAUAGUUAGAAAUUAUAUACAAAUUUUGUAUAUGAUAUUUUGUUCAUACAACCACAGGAAUGCCAUAUGCCAAUACCUAUCUUCCUUGUACCUUUUUCUUAUUAAAACUGGCGGAAAUUAUAGUUUAAGAAUGAAA
This is a messenger RNA of Gossypium raimondii (Peruvian cotton), 869 nucleotides long. RefSeq lists its product as uncharacterized. The record is from RefSeq and is a predicted model, not a curated record. The transcript has 2 exons. Bases 398 to 742 code for a protein of 114 amino acids. NCBI's taxonomy places the organism in Eukaryota, Viridiplantae, Streptophyta, Magnoliopsida, Malvales, Malvaceae.